Molecule: messenger RNA, 1578 nt
Organism: Rhodamnia argentea
Lineage: Eukaryota; Viridiplantae; Streptophyta; Magnoliopsida; Myrtales; Myrtaceae
Product: mannose-1-phosphate guanyltransferase alpha-like
Biological process (GO): biosynthetic process
Cellular component (GO): cytoplasm
Source: RefSeq, a predicted model, not a curated record
AUGACGAUGAGAACCACGUCGCCCUCAUGGACGACAAGUUUGACAAGACUCAACAAUCAGCACUCAAAUUUCACCUACCUUAAAGUCACCAAAAAGCUUGAUAUCGACACCGUGAAGCAAAUCAGCGUUCCUGAAGUUUGCCAGAGGAUCGGUGAGGGCGCCGCGGCCCUCGUCGGCCACCACUCACCAACUGCCGAUGAGUGCGCUCUGCGAUCAACUGGGUUUAGGGUUCUUGGAGAUGGAGAACUCGGGGGAGAUGGAGAAGUAGUCGCCGUGAUCAUGGUCGGUGGACCCACCAAAGGCACUAGAUUUAGGCCUCUCUCCUUCAACACGCCGAAGCCACUCUUCCCUUUGGCUGGACAACCCAUGGUUCACCAUCCCAUGUCUGCUUGCAAAAGGAUCCCCAACUUGGCUCAAAUUUUCCUCAUUGGGUUUUAUGACGAGAAGGAGUUCGCGCUAUAUGUCUCUUCCAUUUCAAAUGAGCUGAAAGUCCCAGUGAGAUACUUGAAAGAGGAUAAACCGCAUGGUUCAGCUGGUGGCCUUUAUCAUUUCAGGGAUUUGAUUAUGGAAGAUGGCCCGUCUCAUAUCUUUCUACUAAACUGUGAUGUCUGCUGCAAUUUUCCACUUCCAGAUAUGCUUGAAGCCCAUACAAGAUAUGGUGGGAUGGGAACAAUGCUAGUAGUCAAGGUUUCUGCUGAAUCAGCUAACCAGUUUGGUACAUUAGUUUCUGAUCCAGUCACGAACGAGCUGUUGCAUUACACGGAGAAACCUGAAACAUUUGUCAGUGAUUUAAUAAACUGUGGUGUAUAUAUCUUUACUCCUGAUAUUUUUACUGCAAUUGAGGAUGUAUCUAAUGACCGGGAAGACAGAGUUACAGCUAAUCUGCGGAGAUUAUCCGGCCUUGAUAUAUUCACAUCAACUAGAACCAACAUUCCUGCAGAUUUUGUUAGAUUGGACCAGGAUAUUUUGUCACCUCUCGCUGGAAAGAAGCAGCUUUAUACAUAUGAGACCAUGGAUUAUUGGGAACAGAUCAAGACACCAGGGAUAUCUUUGAAAUGCUCCAAUUUGUAUCUGGCCCAGUUCAGACUCACAUCUCCUUAUCUUCUUGCUAGUGGAGAUGGUACAAGAAGGGCCACAGUUGUCGGUGAUGUUUAUGUUCACCCAUCAGCUAAAGUACAUCCAACUGCAAAGAUGGGUCCCAAUGUCUCUAUUUCAGCAAAUGUUCGUGUAGGACCUGGUGUGAGGCUGAUAAAUUGUAUUAUUUUGGAUGAUGUCGAAUUGGAGGAUAAUGCAGUUGUCAUAAAUUCCAUUGUUGGAUGGAAAUCAUCUCUCGGGAGAUGGUCACGAGUCCAGGCUGAUGGAGACUACAACUCGAAGUUGGGAAUCACAAUUCUCGGGGAAUCUGUGAUGGUAGAACAAGAAGUCGUCAUCAUCAACUGCAUCGUUCUACCAAAUAAGACACUCAACAUGAAUGUGCAGGAUGAUAUCAUCUUGUGAAGAUUUGGAGAUGUUUGGAGUUCGAAGCCCUCCGAGGUGCACUAUUUGGAAGAUUUUUGUUAUUGUUCCGUAUAGAGACGG